This is a messenger RNA of Corvus hawaiiensis (hawaiian crow), 911 nucleotides long. RefSeq names its product IFI30 lysosomal thiol reductase (gene IFI30). The coding region runs from base 84 to 854 and encodes 256 amino acids. The record is from RefSeq and is a predicted model, not a curated record. Lineage: Eukaryota; Metazoa; Chordata; Aves; Passeriformes; Corvidae. Gene Ontology annotation, molecular function: oxidoreductase activity, acting on a sulfur group of donors, disulfide as acceptor. The transcript is spliced from 7 exons. Gene Ontology annotation, cellular component: lysosome.
GAAGGGCGCAUGGAGGCGGGCACGGCCGAGCUUUAAAAGUCCCCGCUGGGACGAGCUCAUUUCCGCGUCACCCCGGCGUCCUCAUGGCCCCCACGGUGCCGCUGGCUGUCCUGGCGCUGGUGGCCCUGGUGGCCCCGGGACUCGGGGUGGCCCCCGGCUGUGAUUACCCUGCCCACCGCUGGUGCAGCUCGCGGGACGCCGCCGUCGCCUGCCAGGUGGAGAGCAGCUGCCCCAGCCUCCCGCGCCCCGCGGCCGCGCCCGUGGAGCUGGGCCUGUACUACGAGAGCCUGUGCCCGGCGUGCCGCGAGUUCCUGGUCAUGGAGCUCUUCUCCACCUGGCUGCUGCUGCCCGAAGAGAUGCUCGACAUCACCCUGGUGCCCUAUGGCAACGCCCAGGAGAGGAACGUCAGUGGGAGGUUGGACUUUGAGUGCCAGCACGGCCCCGAGGAAUGUUUGGGCAACAUGAUCGAGGCCUGUCUGAUGCACGAGGCCAAGAACUUCAGCACCUACUUCCCCAUCAUCUUCUGCCUGGAGUCGGGCAGCUCCGUCACCAAGAACCUGGAGGCUUGCCUGCAGAUCUACGCCCCGGAGCUGGACAGCGGCCGCAUCGCCGCCUGCGUGCGGGGGGACACGGGGGUGGCCCUGAUGCACCGCAACGCCCAACUCACCGAGGCCCUGGACCCCCCCCACCAGUACGUGCCCUGGAUCACCGUCAAUGGGAAGCACACGAACGAGCUGCAGGCACAGGCACAGGCCUCGCUGCUGGGGCUGGUUUGCCAGCUCUACCAGGGGGAGAAGCCCGAAGCCUGUGGGGGCUCAAAGGCCCCGAAGAUCCCAGCUGGCUGCAGGCGCUGAGGGAUGUGGGAGCACCGAGAGAGAGGCCAAUAAAAAGGAUAUUUUUUUUGAAAAACA